AUGAUAGAGCGACUACACCAAACGUUAAAAAACGCGCUCACGGCGUCGGGUUCAGUUCACUGGAGCACCAAAUUACCGCUGGUACUUCUCGCUUUACGUAGCACCGUCAAAACAGACAUCGGUCUACCUCCAGCCGAAAUGGUGUAUGGUACCACACUACGGCUACCCGGCGAGUUGUUCCACCCCGCCCCCACAAGGGAACGUCCACCCGAGCUCAUCGCAGCACUACAUAACGCCAUGGCACAGUUACGCCCCACACCCGGUACCGAUCACAACACUAAACCGCCCAUCUUUGUCCCUGGGGAACUAUCCAACGUCAGCCAUGUGUUUCUACGGAUUGACGCAACCAGACCACCACUCCAACCUCGUUACGAGGGUCCAUAUGCACUCCUCGAACGACGAGAAAAAACCUUCAAGCUUCAGUGCAGCAAUCGACAGGUUUGGGUGUCCGUCGACAGACUAAAACCAGCGGACCAUCCGUACGCCACCAACAGCGUCAACGCCGUCAAAAAAGCGAAACAAACCAACUAG
This is a messenger RNA of Aphis gossypii (cotton aphid), 531 nucleotides long. RefSeq lists its product as uncharacterized. The record is from RefSeq and is a predicted model, not a curated record. Gene Ontology annotation, molecular function: nucleic acid binding. Lineage: Eukaryota; Metazoa; Arthropoda; Insecta; Hemiptera; Aphididae. The coding region runs from base 1 to 531 and encodes 176 amino acids. The transcript is spliced from 2 exons.